Molecule: messenger RNA, 2443 nt
Organism: Vigna radiata var. radiata (mung bean)
Lineage: Eukaryota; Viridiplantae; Streptophyta; Magnoliopsida; Fabales; Fabaceae
Product: AP2-like ethylene-responsive transcription factor ANT
Exons: 9
Coding region: 410-2221 (603 amino acids)
Biological process (GO): regulation of DNA-templated transcription
Molecular function (GO): DNA-binding transcription factor activity; DNA binding
Source: RefSeq, a predicted model, not a curated record
GACAGGGAGCGUAGAAUAAAGCAAAAGGGAAUGUCUUUCUCAAGCACGGAUCCCAAUAGAAGGCGGGAAGUAUACCUAGCAAUGCUUGCUGGAACACAUUCUUUUUGUUUAGUUUAAAGCAUUUUGCUUUGUUCCAUACACUCAUUUAUACACGCACAAAAACUCGUUUAUUUUUACACACUCGGAUAGAAUUUAGAUUUGGCCUAUUCAGUUCAAAACAUAGCUCUAUAUUUAACAAACCAAGGGAAGGAAAUCAUAAGUUAUUAGAUAUAUAUAUAAAUAUGUGUGUGAAUCAUGACUUAGUAGUUUAUCUGUUUUCCAAUGAUUGACUUGUCUUGCCUUAAAUCUGCCUACAGUUUCUGUUAGCCAGUGAAGUUAAGUACUCUACUCAUACUCAAUCUACAAGAUCAUGAAGCCUGUAGAAAAUCGCGAAACCGUUGACAUAAACUAUCAAAAUAGCUGCUUAGGUUUCUCCCUCUCCCCGCAAAUGAAUAUAACUGGUGCUGCUGCUGAAACAGUUCCACCAACGUAUUACCACCACACACCUCUUCAUAACUAUGGACUCCUAGGUGAACAUGUUGGAAUGUUUUCUUCCUUGCCUAUCAUGCCCCUUAAAUCCAAUGUCUCCUUCUAUGGAAUAGAAGCUAUCAGCAGGUCACAACCACAAGAAAUGGCAACUACUUCGGCAAUACCUCUGAGCUUGGAUAGUAUGUUUUACAACCAACUCUCGUGUCAUGGAUCGAACGAUCCAAAUAACGAAAACCAUGUACAAGAGAACAUCAGCAAGCAACAGCUACCAUAUUAUUCUUCCUUAAGAAACAACCAUGAUGUUAUUUUAGAAGGGUCUAAGCAGCAACUCCCUUGUAUAGCUGAGGAUGAAGUUGCUUGUCUGAAAAGUUGGUUCUCAAGGGACUUUCCUGCUUGUCAAGCGCAGGAGUCAAGGAUGUUUGUUCCUUUGGAGGAUAAUGGAAGCAAAUCUGGACCCAAUAUUGGAUCAAUAACAUAUGAGGAUUUACAUUCGUUGAAUUUGUCUGUGAGCCCUACCAGACGAUCUAGCUGUGUUACAGGUUCGCCUGCUAUCAAUGAUACGAAGAAAAGGGGGCUUGAAAUGGUGGACCAGAAUCAGAAGAAAAUAGUACAUAGGAAAUCCAUAGACACCUUUGGGCAAAGAACAUCUCAAUAUAGAGGUGUAACAAGGCAUAGGUGGACUGGUAGAUAUGAAGCUCAUCUCUGGGACAACAGCUGCAAGAAAGAGGGCCAAGGAAGGAAAGGAAGGCAAGUGUAUCUGGGGGGUUAUGAUAUGGAAGAAAAAGCUGCAAGAGCUUACGACAUGGCCGCACUCAAGUAUUGGGGACCCUCCUCUCAUAUAAAUUUCCCUUUGGAAAAUUAUCAAAACGAACUUGAGGAAAUGAAAAACAUGACGAGACAAGAAUAUGUUGCUCAUUUACGAAGGAAAAGCAGCGGAUUCUCAAGAGGAGCAUCCAUGUAUAGAGGAGUAACAAGGUCUCACAGGCUAGCAUUUACAUUCAGGCACCAUCAACAUGGAAGGUGGCAAGCUCGAAUUGGGAGAGUGGCUGGAAACAAAGAUCUAUAUCUUGGAACCUUCAGCACCCAAGAGGAAGCAGCAGAAGCCUAUGAUAUUGCUGCCAUUAAAUUCAGAGGAGUUAAUGCUGUUACUAACUUUGAUAUAACAAGAUAUGACGUGGAAAAAAUUAUGGCAAGCGAUAACCUUCUUAGCAGUGAACAAGCCAAGAGGAGCAGAGAGAAGGAGGAUGGAACAAGAAACGAGGCCUUCUCUAACCAAAAUCCUUGUGUAUAUGAACACAAUAAAGAAACCAUUGUAAUGCAGAAAAGCUGCAAGAUGGUUCCCUAUCCCCCCCACCAACAGCUUGACCAGAAUCCACCAAGAAUCGAGAGUUGCAGAACUCAUUCCUUCUCAACGGCUUUAAAUAACAUAUUUCAUCAAGAAGUAGAGGAAUCGAGUAACAUGGGAACACACUUGUCAAAUCCUUCUUCUCUGGUGACAAGUUUGAGUAGCUCAAGAGAAGAGAGCCCAGAUAAGACAAGCUUGCCAAUGCUCUUUGGAAUGCCUUCAACAGUGUCUAAAUUAUUCACUAACAUUCCAACGAGUGACGGGGAUUCUUGGGAGCUAUCGUCCAAUCUCAGGCCAGCUCUUUCUUUGCCUCAGAUGCCAAUUUUUGCUUCCUGGACCGAUGCCUAAUUCUAUGUUUUCUUUUCCUCUAUCAAAAUGGCAAAACCUUGUUUUUUGCAUGCAUGUUUACCAGAACAGGUGAAUUUCGAGCUGGUAGUACUUGUGCGCAAGUUUAAAAUGUUAGCUUUAAUCAUUUUGCUCGCACGAUGAGAAGUAACUCCUAAGUUUUAGAUCCCACAACACAAUUCGUAUCAUUAAUUUUUGGUAUCUUGUUAUCUAAAAGCUAUUUGG